AUGGCUCACGGGUAUGGACACCAAGGCCCGUCGGGCAUGCCAAAACAAUUUGUGCUUUGCUUCGAUGGCACUGGAAAUAAGUUUGCUGGUGAUGAGUCCGACAGCAAUGUGCUUAAGAUCUUUCGUAUGCUUGACCGCAGCAAAAGCCACCAGUACCAUUACUACCAACCGGGCAUUGGCACAUAUGUGACAUCAAAGUCGCUCACUAGCCAUGGCCGACUUCAGCGUAUCAAGUCUGCAUAUCAAAAGGCUAAGGACUCUGCGGUCGGCUCCUCCUUUGACGAGCAUGUCAUGGGCGGAUACAAGUUCCUAAUGCGAUACUAUUCCCCCGGCGAUGAAAUCUUCUUCAUUGGAUUCAGUCGUGGCUCAUAUAUUGCGCGAUUCCUUGCAGAGAUGCUGGACUAUAUAGGUCUUCUUGAAGCUGGAAACGAAGAAUUGGUCCGCUUCGCUUGGAAGACAUUCGCCAAGUGGCAGCAGCGAUCUGACGACACCGAAGAAGAGCGCGAAGAGAAGAAAAAACUGUUCACAUACAUGAAGGCUUUCCGUGAGACGUUCAGUCGUCCAAUUUCGCGCAUCCGUUUCAUGGGUCUCUUCGACACCGUCAACAGCGUGCCCCGCUUCGAGUCCGCAUGGAUGCAGCGCACCAAGUUCCCCUACACGGCUCGCAGUUCCGCCAAGGUAAUCCGUCACGCUGUGGGUAUCGACGAACGCCGCGCCAAGUUCCGUCAGGAUCUGAUCUCUGGCCCGCGCCCCCGGGAGAGGAAAAACCACAAGCACCGCCACCACCUGCCCAAGAAUCCACUAGAGCACCAUAUGGAUCGCCAUCGCGAUUUAAACCAUCAUCUGCACCUCUUUCACCAGGACAAUAAGGAACAGAAGACUCAAAAACCCGAAGAAGACCACCCGGAUAAUGUCCCUUCUAUCCGCUUUAACGACAAUUCCGAAGAAGAGAAGCAAGACAGCGAAAAGGCAGAGCCCGAGUUCCAGGUACCAGGAUGGGGACCUCACACCGGCGAAACAUACUACCACUCUGGACACCACGGCUCCCACCAAGCCUCGCAAGCAAACUCCCGCACACACUCACGCGCAGGAAGUGAAACCGGAACCGGAACAAUGCAACCGCAUGCAUAUCGCGCGCCCUCCCCCCGCCGCAGCCUAGCCGUUCCAAAGGCCUCAAUGGAUGACCUCCACUCAGUGCGAAGCAAAGAUUCAUGCCACAGCGCGCAAUCGAACGUCCUCUCCGUGCAAAUCCCAGACAUGGCCAAUGACGACGACAGCGAAGACGAAGACGACCAGGACAUCCACGAGAUCUGGUUCCCCGGCUGCCACGCAGACAUCGGCGGCGGAUGGAAGCUCGCAGACGGCGAGCUGUGGGCGCUCAGUCACGCGCCGCUCGUGUGGAUGACGCAGGAGGCGCAAAAGGCCGGACUCGAGCUCGACGAGCGCAAGAUGAAGCAGUUCCAGUGUCUGGAGGAGUUCAGCGGCGAUUACACGCCCAUCCAGGAGGAGAUCAAUGCGCGUCGUCCGAGCCGCUGUCUUGAGCCCCAUGCUGAUAAUCAGGAUGCUUUCCGCUCCGCGCCUAAUGAGAAGGAGCGCACCGCUGCUAGCCGUGAUUUCUGGCAUGCGCUACACAGUGCUAGUACCAAGGGGCUGAUACAUGACUGUUUGAUGUUCAAUCAGGGUAUACCUGCUAUGUCGGUCGUCACUUGGCGCAUUAUGGAGUGGUUGCCGUUCCGUCGGAUGGAUCUGCAGUCUGAUGGUUCAUGGAAGCCGAUUAGCUGGCCUUUGCCUCGUGGUGAGGUGCGAGAUGUUCCGGCCAAUGCGGAGAUCCAUGUUUCUGCUCUCCGUCGCAUGCAGGCGGAUCCCAAGUACCGUCCUGGCAAUGUGAUUGUUGGUGGUGGUGGUCGGGGCAUCCGUGUUGCGCCUGAGGAGUAUGGCAUGGGUGAGUGGGUGGUGUACAAGAAUGAAGGUGAUUUGGUGCGUGAGACUUAUGUCCGCAAGAAUCUCUCCAAGUGUAAGGAGGGCGAGGAGGAACAGAACCCCAAGAAGGUCAACUAA
This is a messenger RNA of Penicillium soppii, 2058 nucleotides long. Its product is annotated as T6SS phospholipase effector Tle1-like catalytic domain-containing protein. The record is from RefSeq and is a predicted model, not a curated record. Bases 1 to 2058 code for a protein of 685 amino acids. The transcript is spliced from 2 exons. NCBI's taxonomy places the organism in Eukaryota, Fungi, Ascomycota, Eurotiomycetes, Eurotiales, Aspergillaceae.